UUGAUUUGAACAUCAGAUUGAGACACCCUUUUCUUCCUCCUAUAAUUCGUCAUGUUGUCGUUGCCUUCGUCUUUCUCGUCUAUUUUCAGACACAAAUAUGAUGUUUUCUUGAGUUUUAGAGGUGAAGAUACCCGUAGAAAUUUUACAGAUCAUCUCUAUGAUGCUCUUCAACGCAGUGGAAUCGUCACUUUCAGGGAUGACCCGAAGCUGGAGGCCGGCGAAGAGAUUGCCCCAGAACUCUUUAAAGCCAUUCAACAAUCAUGGUGCUCGGUUAUCGUUUUCUCCGAAACCUACGCCUUUUCAAGUUGGUGUUUGGAGGAGCUUGCUGAGAUUGUUAAAGAAAAAUUGGAAAAAGGUCAUAAAGUAUUUCCAAUUUUCUAUGAUGUGGAUCCGUGUGAUUUGAGAAGACAAAAGGAUAAAGUUGGAGAAGCAUUUGCCAAACACGAAGAGAGAUACAAGGAAGAUAAAUACAAGAUCCAAAGAUGGCGAAAUGCUUUGACUGUGGUUUCUAACAUCAAAGGAUGGCAUUUGAAUAACAAGCAUGAAUCUGAAAUCAUUGGAGAUAUUGUUGAAAAAAUAUUAGCAAAAUUACGUCAAACGUAUCCUGUUGUUCAUGAUAAGUUGGUUGGAAUUAGUUCCCGUUUAGAGGAGUUGUAUUCAAAAAUCGAUGUUGGAGAAGAUGAUGUCCGUAUUAUAGGAAUAUGUGGAAUGGGUGGCAUCGGUAAAACCACUCUUGCAAGAGUUGUUUACGACCAAAUGUCAUCUCAUUUUAAUGGCAAAAGCUUUCUUGCUGAUGUUCGAGAAGUUUCAAACAAAUUGGGACUUGUUUCUUUACAGAAACAACUUCUUUCUCAAACCUUGUCCCAAGGAGGAUUCAAUAUAUUCGAUGUUGAUGAAGGAAAUGCAAUCAUCAGUCAUAGAAAACACUUGGAACACUUGGUUGGAAGGCGUGAUUGGUUCGGUUUAGGGAGUAGAAUCAUUGUAACAACAAGAGAUGAACAUCUGCUUCGAUCCUAUCAAGCCGAUUAUGUGUAUAAGCCUACAACGUUGAGUCCCAAUGAUGCACUUCGGCUUUUUAAAUUGAAAGCUUUCGAUAGUGAGACAGUAUUAGAAGGUGUUUUCAUUGAGCUUUCUAAACAUGUUGUACGCUACGCUGGUGGUCUUCCCUUAGCUCUUGAAGUUUUGGGUUCUUUUUUGUGUGGUAGAGAUGCAACUCAAUGGAGAAGUUCAAUUGAAAGACUUAAACGAGAUUCCAACAAAGAAAUUCUAGAUAGGCUUCAAAUCAGUUUUGAUGGAUUAGAAGAAAGGGAAAAGAAUAUAUUUCUUGAUAUCGCAUGCUUCUUCAAUGGGGAGGAGAAAGAUUUUGUAACCAAAGUGUUGGAUGAAAUCCCUAGUGGCAGUUGA
Molecule: messenger RNA, 1404 nt
Organism: Hibiscus syriacus
Lineage: Eukaryota; Viridiplantae; Streptophyta; Magnoliopsida; Malvales; Malvaceae
Product: TMV resistance protein N-like
Exons: 4
Coding region: 52-1404 (450 amino acids)
Biological process (GO): signal transduction; defense response
Molecular function (GO): ADP binding
Source: RefSeq, a predicted model, not a curated record